Molecule: messenger RNA, 1078 nt
Organism: Bactrocera oleae (olive fruit fly)
Lineage: Eukaryota; Metazoa; Arthropoda; Insecta; Diptera; Tephritidae
Gene: RpL13
Product: ribosomal protein L13
Biological process (GO): translation
Cellular component (GO): ribosome; cytosolic large ribosomal subunit
Molecular function (GO): RNA binding; structural constituent of ribosome
Source: RefSeq, a predicted model, not a curated record
UUAUUAAAAACCGAAGAACGAAAAAAAAACAUACCUUUCAAAAUUAGAUAUAUGCCUGCGUAAUCGAAUAACAAAGUAUAUAUAAGAACACAGGGAUUAAUAUAAUACUGAAGCUUUUUAUAGAAUUGUAAAUAUUAAUGAUUAUAAGCAUAUCACCACGGAAUAACAUAUAUUUUACGAAUUUGUAAAAUAAAAAGUAUAUAAUGAGAGGAUCUAAGUUUUGAUAACCCAAUGCAACCCUGUUGAAAUAUAUUGGAAGUGUUCAGAAGGUUUUAAAUUCGAAUUCAUUUGAAUUCGAAGUAACCAUCAGGUGAAGUUGGCUGCACUUAUUCUUUUUAAUUCGUUGUUGGGUAGGAAAGAAGACUAAACAGCAAAAAUGGGUAAGGGAAAUAAUAUGAUUCCAAAUGCUCACUUCCACAAGUGGUGGCAACGUAAUGUGAAGACCUGGUUUAAUCAGCCAGCACGCAAAUACCGCAGACGUCAAAAUCGCAUCAAGAAAGCUAAGGCUGUUUUCCCACGUCCAGCACAAGCUUUACGCCCAGUAGUACGUUGUCCAACCAUCCGUUAUCAUACGAAAUUGCGCGCAGGACGCGGUUUUACACUGGAAGAAUUGAAGGGUGCCGGUCUGACUUAUGGGUUUGCCAGAACUAUUGGUAUUGCCGUUGAUAAGAGACGCAAGAACAAAUCGCUUGAAUCUCGUCAACGUAAUGUUCAACGUUUAAAGGAAUACAAGAGCAAAUUGAUUCUAUUCCCCAUAAACGAGAAGAAGAUCCGCAAGGGCGAAUCUACUGUUGAGGAAUGCAAGUUGGCCACACAAAUUAAGGGACCAGUCAUGCCAAUCAAGAAAGAACAACCAGUCAUUGAAUACCGAGAAAUCGCUAAGGAUGAACAGAAAUUCAAGGCGUUUGCCACUUUGCGCAAGGCUCGUUCUGACGCUCGUUUGGUUGGUAUUCGGGCAAAGCGUGCCAAGGAGAAUGCUGAUAAUGUUGACGAUGCUGGUAAAGAUGUAAAGAAAUCCAAAAAGUAAAUUUGUUUUACAAAUUGAAAUAAAAUAAUAAUUUUUACAUAAUUAUCUGAA